Molecule: messenger RNA, 2931 nt
Organism: Striga asiatica
Lineage: Eukaryota; Viridiplantae; Streptophyta; Magnoliopsida; Lamiales; Orobanchaceae
Source: the annotation of a GenBank genome assembly
UAAUAAUAAUAAUAAUAAUAAAGAAUUAAAAGGAAGCAAAGGCUAAAAAAAGAGAGAAGGCAAACAAAAUCUGGAAGAGAUCUCUCGUAGGUCUCCUGCAUCACCAAUUCUUGCUCUCCCUUACACUGUACGCCCCUGUAGUUCGUUUCUUUUGUGGGUUCUGCCUUCGUGUGUGGGUUUUAAUAGGUUUCAACUAGACUAGUGGGGGCUCUGUUAUCUCUGUACGGAUCCUGAGAUGACCAUGAAUCCAAGGAACACCAUUGAUUUAGAACAAGGAUGGGAUUUUAUGCAAAAAGGGAUCACGAAGCUGAAAAACAUUCUAGAGGGACUGCCUGAACCACAGUUCAAUUCGGAGGACUACAUGAUGCUCUACACGACAAUAUAUAACAUGUGCACCCAAAAGCCCCCACAUGAUUAUUCUCAGCAACUGUAUGAUAAGUAUCGGGAGUCUUUUGAAGAAUACAUUACAUCAACAGUUCUGCCUUCUCUAAGGGACAAGCAUAGUGAAUAUAUGUUGAGGGAGCUUGUGAAAAGAUGGCAGAAUCAUAAAGUCAUGGUUCGAUGGCUUUCGAGAUUCUUUCACUAUCUUGAUCGGUACUUCAUCGCUAGAAGGUCACUUCCAGCUCUUUAUGAAGUUGGUCUGACAUGCUUCCGUGAGCUGGUAUAUCAAGAGUUAAACAGCAAAGCUAGGGAUGCUGUUAUAUCGUUGAUUGACCAAGAGAGGGAAGGAGAGCUGAUAGAUCGAGCCCUAUUGAAGAAUGUGCUAGAUAUUUUUGUUGAAAUUGGUAUGGGGCAGAUGACUUAUUAUGAGAAUGAUUUUGAAGAAGCAAUGUUGAAUGGCACAGCUGCUUACUAUUCACGGAAGGCUUCUAAAUGGAUCUUAGAUGAUUCAUGCCCUGACUAUAUGUCGAAAGCUGAGGAGUGUUUAAAACGUGAAAAGGAUAGGGUUUCUCAUUAUCUUCACUCCAGUAGUGAGACAAAGUUGCUUGAGGCAAUACAACAUGAAUUGUUGUCUGUUCAUGCCACCCAACUGUUAGAGAAGGAGCACUCAGGUUGUCAUGCUUUACUUAAAGAUGACAAGGUAGAGGAUUUGUCGAGGAUGUAUAGGCUCUUUUCUAAAAUACCCAGAGGCUUAGAACCCGUAGCCAAUAUCUUUAAGCAGCAUGUUACCAGUGAAGGUACUUACUUGGUUAAACAAGCGGAAGAUGCUGCAAGCAACAAGAAGGCUGAAAAGAAAGAUGUUGUCGGCUUGCAGGAACAGGUGUUUGUAAGAAAUGUUAUUGAGCUCCAUGACAAGUACAUGGCAUAUGUGAAUGACUGCUUUGUAAAUCACACUCUAUUCCACAAGGCUCUUAAGGAAGCUUUUGAAAUCUUCUGCAACAAGGGCGUUGCUGGAAAUUCCAGCGCCGAUCUUCUUGCGACGUUUUGUGAUAACAUUCUCAAGAAAGGUGGAAGUGAAAAAUUGAGUGACGAAGCUAUUGAAGAUACUCUGGAGAAGGUCGUUAAACUUCUUGCAUACAUCAGCGACAAGGAUUUAUUUGCAGAAUUUUACAGGAAGAAGCUUUCACGCCGCCUGUUGUUUGAUAAAAGUGCUAAUGACGAACAUGAAAGAAGUAUUCUGACAAAGUUGAAGCAGCAAUGUGGUGCCCAGUUUACUUCAAAAAUGGAGGGAAUGGUCACAGAUUUGGCUCUAGCUAGAGAGAAUCAAGUUAGCUUUGAGGAAUACCUCACCAAUAACUCACAUGCUAGUCCAGGCUUUGACUUGACAGUUACUGUCCUCACCACGGGUUUCUGGCCAACUUACAAGACAUAUGAUCUUAACCUGUCUGCUGAGAUGGUCAAGUGUGUCGAGGUAUUUAGGGAGUUCUACCAGACAAAAACAAAGCACAGGAAACUAACAUUCAUAUAUUCUUUGGGAACUUGUAUUGUGAAUGGAAAAUUCGAUCAGAAAACAAUAGAGCUAAAUGUGUCCACCUAUCAGGCGGCUGUCCUGUUGCUGUUCAACACCACGGACAAAUUGAGCUAUCGUGAGAUCAUGUCUCAGUUGAACUUACCCGAUGAUGACGUUAUCCGACUGCUACACUCGCUUUCAUGUGCCAAGCACAAGAUUCUGAACAAGGAGCCCAACACCCGAACGAUUUCUCCAUCUGAUGUUUUUGAAUUCAAUUCCAAGUUCACUGACAAGAUGAGGAGGAUUAGGAUUCCGUUGCCCCCAGUAGAUGAGAAAAAGAAGGUAAUAGAGGACGUUGACAAGGACAGACGUUAUGCCAUUGAUGCUUCAAUUGUGCGUAUCAUGAAGAGUAGGAAGGUCUUGGGCUACCAGCAGUUAGUUGCCGAGUGCAUGGAACAAUUGGGUCGCAUGUUCAAGCCCGAUGUCAAAGCGAUCAAGAAGAGGAUUGAGGAUUUGAUUACCCGCGAUUAUUUGGAGAGGGACAAGGACAACCCUAACCUAUUCAAAUACUUGGCUUGAUUCAUGCCAGCUGGCGAUUGAUUGUGCAAACUGGUCCUUAUAGCCCUGGGAGAAUGUGGGCUAGAAGCUUUGUAUAUUCUGCCUGGGUAUUUCUGGUUGUGUUUUGUACAUUUUUUGACAUUUAGGGGAGUUUGCCUUUAGAUUGGUUCGUGUUUUCGGGGAAAUGGAUGAUUUGUAUCUGUUUUUGAGCAGUGAAGACAAAAAUAGAGCCAACAAUAUGCUUCCUUUGGGCAUGUCCUUUAUACUUUUUUAACUGGGGUACUCUCUUUUUAUUGUUUUGCAAAUGUCAAGAUUCCAGUAAAAGCAGCCUCAUGUUUAGACUUUGAUUUUUCAUUAUUAUUUGUUUUCAUGGUCCUCCAAUUACUCGUGACAUUCGAUGCGGAAGCUUGAUUCGGUUCUUCUUUAUAUGGUGUCUCGUCAUACUUUAUUUUCAACUUGGAAAGCUUAAAAGGGUAGAACUU